Molecule: messenger RNA, 4986 nt
Organism: Corvus hawaiiensis (hawaiian crow)
Lineage: Eukaryota; Metazoa; Chordata; Aves; Passeriformes; Corvidae
Product: rho-related GTP-binding protein RhoG-like
Exons: 4
Coding region: 501-1076 (191 amino acids)
Biological process (GO): small GTPase-mediated signal transduction; establishment or maintenance of cell polarity; actin filament organization
Cellular component (GO): cytoplasmic vesicle; cell projection; plasma membrane
Molecular function (GO): protein kinase binding; GTPase activity; GTP binding
Source: RefSeq, a predicted model, not a curated record
UCCGGGGAUGUGCGGAAAGCGGGAAUGGGCCCGUGGCAGGGCAGGUCGCGCUUUCCCCCCUUCCGCAGUGUGCCAAGGUUGGGCCGGGCUGUUCUAACGGCAGGCUGAUGCUAAUCUCUAUCAGGAGCACCGCGGCAAAUUUAAGGCGACCUCUGCUCCCAGCGAGUGUCAUAAAAAGCUGGCACAGGACGAGGUAGCCUUUGGAAAGGUCUCUUGUUUCACUGCGGAGAGUGAGAGAUACGUUAGGAUAGGAAGGUUGGAUCUGCUCUCUAAAAACUGGCAAAGUGCUGUCUCAGGAAGAGUAGUGCGAGGUGGUGACCUAAAAGAUGCCAGGAGUCCCAGGAAUCAAGGAUGCUUACACUGGAUUUCUCAUUCAUCCUCCAACGUGCUUAACACACCUCUCCACAAAACCUUAUGUCUGAGGUAAAUGGCAGGACAGAAGGUGGUGUGAAAACUUUGAGAGGCGCUGAGAAGUCCAAGACUCUGUUUCUGGGUGAAGAAUGCAGACUAUAAAGUGCGUGGUUGUCGGAGAUGGCGCGGUGGGAAAAACUUGUCUCCUCAUCAGCUACACCACCAAUGCCUUCCCAGAAGAGUACAUCCCUACUGUGUUUGACAACUACAGUGCCCAGAUGACUGUGGAUGGCCGGACAGUCAGCCUGAAUCUCUGGGACACUGCGGGCCAGGAGGAGUACGACCGCCUGCGCACGCUCUCCUAUCCCCAAACUAACGUCUUCAUCAUCUGUUUCUCCAUUGGCAGCCCCUCCUCCUAUGCAAAUGUGAGGCACAAAUGGCACCCUGAAGUUUCUCACCACUGUCCAAAUGUUCCCAUCCUUUUAGUGGGCACGAAGAGAGACUUGAGAAGUGACCUGGAAACGGUUAAAAAGUUGAAAGAGCAGAGCUUGGCUCCCACUACCCCGCAGCAGGGGACUUCACUGGCUAAACAAAUUGGAGCAGUCAAAUAUUUGGAGUGCUCUGCAUUGAAUCAGGAGGGUGUUCGGGAGGUGUUUGCUGAAGCUGUCCGUGCAGUUCUGUAUCCUGUGACAAAGAAGAACACACGAAAAUGUGUCUUACUGUAGUCGCCUUGGGUGAUGGAUGUUGGAAGUUGACUAGAAUCUUGGAGGGCUUUUUAACGAGUUAAAUUGAAGAUUUGCAUCUUGCACUAACAGCUCUAAGCAGAAAUGGUUUAUACAAUGAAUAUUCUUGCAGUCUUACUGCUUCAGGGAAACUGAAACAGGAAAGGUUUUUUUUCCAACUGAGAGGUCAAAUACCUACUUUAUUUCUAAAGUUCCAGUCUCCAGCUUCUCCAGGGAUCACUUGAUUAUUUUAGUGGAGGAAAAUAAAAGAGGAGACAUCUUUGAAGCCACUUCUUUACUAGAUAGCUAUCAAUUACUAGAUUUGCUGAAAAGCACAAAUUCUUUGCUUUAAGUGUAGCUGCUGCUUUUCCCAUCCUUUAUUUACUGAUUGAAUUUGUUUUACAAACAGAAGAAUGGCUGUCCAGUUGUUUUGUCAAUUUAAAGCUUGAAAACAAUUUGUUUACUUGCAAAAAUGCCUGAAAUAUUAGUGAGAUUCACCUUAUAGUGAACCAUGAUUGAUUGUAUGAAGAGUUAGCAUAAGGCAUGGUUAAUGCAAUAAGCAAGACCCAGGGAAUACCUGCAAUGAUUUAUUAAUAGAAGCAGGAGCUGAUUUCUCCUUAUGUAAGGUACUUAGAAUAAUGAUGACUCACUCAAAUGAGUGCUUUUCAUAGUUUUGAGGUGGAGAAGUGGAAGAGUAGUUUAGAUCCAAGUCUUCCAUUAAUCUUCUAAACUUAGAUUUUUUUUCACUGUCCCAAGAGAUUUUGCACCCCGAGAAUAAAGUUUUUACAGUUACCCUCUCAGGCUGACUGAGGUAUUUGGGAUGAUCAAAAUGAGAUUUUCAGUGUAAUCCCUUUGAGGAAUCCCAGAGACUUGACAGCAGCCUGUUCACUCUUGAGGAGUUAAUUGCUUCAAUUCUUAACGUUCUUGGGGCCACCAUCUGAGAUUUUUAUGGCAAAUUCCUUCGUUGUUUUUCUGUGAGAAGACUGACAGAAAAUAUGGAGAUUCUGUUUACAGGAACCCGUGCUUCUUCCUGUUUUCAGUUCAGUCUGUCAUGGUUAGCCCGUCACUGGAUAGGAUUACCUGGGCAGUUUUUUCCUCUCCUGGAUGCUCAGUUAUUAUAAACUCUUUUUAACUGAAAUUCUAUUUACAUACUUUUUAACCUUCUUUAGCAGCUCUAGUAAGUGGCAGCUGGCUUUUAUUUUCAGGAUGUGCACUGUUCUUUAUGUGUGGUUCCGGGACCAGCUGAGGAGUGAGCGCAUGAGCCCUUCCUUAGACUCAACCUUCCAGCUCCGUGGUAUGAAAGCAGCAUGCUUCAAAGAUACUUUGUGUGAAACCACUGGUGCUGGACUGGGCUUUGUUGUCUGAAGUUGACAGUGCUGUCUUUGUCUGGCUGCAGCCUCAAUUGGUCAUUCAGAACUUGCUUUCUUGUGAUUCCCACACAUGCAAAACUGCACUGGUGUAUAUACCCUGGUCAGAAAAAAAAGUGCCUCAUUUUAGCAAGAUAACAGAAAAAACAUCAACAAGGUUAUUAGGGAUCUUGUGUUAAUUUGACCUUGCUUUAUCUGAUGCUGGCAAAAGUACCAGGUGGAUAGAAACGUUCGUAUUUGUGCCCUAAUUCCACUAUUUGGAUAGAAAUGUUCGUAUUUGUGCCCUAAUUCCACAAUUUGGAUAGAAAUGUUCGUAUUUGUGCCCCAAUUCCACUAUUUGAAGAGGAUGUGCCUUUCUUCAGCUGGUGUAACUGAUGCUGACACUAACUGCAGUUUUUUUAAUCUGAGAUGUUCUCAUUUUGGUGCUGCUUUAGCCAAUUGCAACCCACAGAUUAUAAACUGCAGUUAAUCCAAACCCUGGUACCUGUGGUUAGUGAACCAACACAGGGUUCCAAACGCUGAGCACAGGCAGUACCAAAACACCCGUUCUGCAGGAUGUUUGCAGAAGCCUACAGACUCUGCAUAUUUUUCUUCACCAAGUGCCAUUGCCUGGAGUGUCUUUGUGUCUCUUGCACUUGCAGAGGAAGUGCUGUUCCAGAUGUGGUUCCCACUGUAGUGCCCUGAAGGCUGUGAGGGUGUAGAGAAUUCACUGAGAUAACCUCUACUUACCACGUUCUGCCUUUGCUUUAGCUGUAGGCCUGUAGUGUAGGCUGGACUUGCAGGCAGCAAUUAACUCUGUGCCUUGUAAUUCAAGAUUAUUUUCUGUAGGUAAAUUUCAGUAACUGAGUAAAUAGACUUUAUCAUGUUUAAAAUGUAUUUAUUUAAGCCAGUGCACAUGGUUUGUUUUAAUGCUGGUCAGACCUAAAUCAACUGUCUAGUGACCCCGGUGCAAGCCCAUAACCUUUGCUUUAUUCAGAAAUGUACUUUAAAAAGUCUGUGAUAUGUUUGAACUAGUCUUAAGAAGUGCCUGAAAUUGAAAGUCUACUUUUUUUUUUUUUUUUUGCUACAUAUAUUUGCAGUUUUGUACUGAAGCUACUACUGUUUUUAAAAGUUUUUACUUUUUUACAUGCUGAAAUCUUUUAAUCCUGUGUCUUUUGUGGUUAUUCCUAACUGGAUUACAAGCAUUUUGUGGAGGAGAAAUCUUGUGAGCAAGUAUUAUUGCACAACCCCUGCCCCUCCAUUUCUGUAGGCUCACAAGCAGCCAUCCUGGUGUGAACUGGAAGAGAGUACAGUGAGAUAAAAUUCAACUGCUUAAUCAAUUUCUUUGAUUUGGUUACACUGUUGAUUACAUUAUGCCAGAACACCUUAUCCCCACUUAGAUUACUUAAUAAAUGGAUUGCACAACAGUACUGAGGAGAAUAACGCAACAGUGAUGAAAAUGAGCAGAGAGGGAACUUUGAACCAUCAGACUUUUUACUGGCUUUGGAGUACCUAGUUUAGAUGCUUUUUAUUUCUAUCACCUUCUGACAGGAGUAAAAGUCCUGGCUUGUAGCUGGUUUCCUCCAGCCUCUGCUUUUCACGAGGAUGAGCUUCAGGACAAAUCCAACGAGCUUCUCCAUUCAGUGGGUAUUCUCCUUUUGUGGUUUUCCUUCCUUUUCUUCCCCCUAAAAUUCUUGGUGCCUUUUAUUGUAAGUAGUCCAGUGCUUCAGUUUACAAUCAGUUCUGUUUCUCCCAAGCUUUAUUUUUCUUUUGUGGGCAGUUGACAAAUACAGACUUCACAAAAUCCCAUGGCUGGAUUUUGUCUUGUUUUGGGAGGUCAGAAAACCCAGUUAAGCUGUGUGGGUUUCCUGAACUGUUCAAGGUCCUUUGGUUUGUUACUGAAUAGAGAUGCAAUGUGUGUAUCUUAAUUCACAGAAGAGACUCACUGUGAAGACACAGAUGUUAACCUUUGCUUUGUGAAUGAUUUCUGAACUACUUGGGUUUUUUUUUUUUAAAUACAGCUGAAGCUGAGCAGUUCAGGAAUUUUGUGUCCAAAGGAUGUUAAUGAGAUGUGCUUAGAUGUGGAAAUGCUUUCUUCAGUUUACAGCUCUAGCUAUUUCUAUGAAAUUUAAACUAGAAAAACCUCCCCGUGCUUUGUCUCCGGGUGCUAAACCUCACUCUGUAGAAACCUUGGUGCUGCUUGGGCUGAUCCCGAGAGUGGAUGGAUCUCAGGGGGGUCCCGACUCCCGGAGUGGGCAGCAAGGACCACCCAUCAGCAGUGGAAGCCCAAGACUCUGAAGUGUGGUACUGAUACAUACACUGGCAACUUGAUUUUAUGCUAUAAAAUGAUUUGUAUUACAUCUAACAGUUUUAAAGGAAUUUUUUUUUUUCUUUUUUUUAAAAAAUAAAUUAUGCAUAAUUACAUUGUAAUAAACCUUUCCUCACCUCUCUGGCUGUCGCAUUAACUCGCCCUGCUGUUUGUACCGCACCUGUGCUCAAGGCAGCUCUUUCCUGUGGAAAGCCAGACCCCGAUUCCUCGAGGCAAUAAAGGAAUUUUUGGGAAGGGC